This is a messenger RNA of Symbiodinium sp. CCMP2592, 887 nucleotides long. The record is from the annotation of a GenBank genome assembly. Lineage: Eukaryota; Dinophyceae; Suessiales; Symbiodiniaceae.
AUGUCCAGCAUGCGGAAGCCGAUCAUGAAGCUUAUGGUGGCCCUUGCUGCUGCGAGCGGCCAUAUGGCAGGUGCAGAGCUACAGUUGCCGUUGCCACAGGACUCAGUGCAGGGCGCCAUCUUUUUCACGAGCGCGCACACCGGUGAUUUGGUGCGUCUCGACUGUACGGCGGAUGGAUGCGCCAAGCCGCUUGCAAUCGCUGCAGGCCUCGAAACGUAUAGUGGGCUUGUGCCAUGGAGCGGGCAUCUUGUGGCCGCUACGAAAAGCCACAAGCUCGUGCAAGUCGACCCAUGGUGUCAGGACAGCUCCUGCCCGUUAAAGACGCUGGUGGAUGUGGAGCAUGCUCUAGGCGAGCUCAUAGGUCCUCACGGGAAUUUCAGCCUGGGUGGCAUCACUUGGUGUCAAAACUCGCUGUUCGUGGUGUUCGGGGCAGCGAUGCACCCAGGGCCCAGUGGCGUCAUGCGAUGCGCCAACUGUUCACCGGGGCAUGAUUGCACAUCUAGCUGCUCGCUCGUCGAUGGAGGAAAAGCCGCCGGCAAAGGAUCUCAGGAGCUUUCGGGUUUCGCAGCAGGCAUCGCUUGCACGGGCGACCGUGUUCUUGUUACCGACAACAGCAACUUCCGAGUGCAAGCUGGCCUGGGCAUUGCAGUGGUGAACGGCGGGAGCCGUGUUCUCGUCACGCUGGACGAAGGCAUCAAGUCCUUGCACUCCGAUGGCUCAUCGCUGUCGAACUUCAGCUACCGGGGUGACACUGGAGGCCUUUGUGAAGGUGAUGGCAAAGUCUUGGCGGUUGAUGGCAGUACUGGCAACAUCUUAUCCUUCGACCCGGUCUGUGAUGCUAACUGUGCAGCCUCACUUAUCUGGAACUCGACCGGGAGCACUGCCAG